Molecule: messenger RNA, 4857 nt
Organism: Conger conger (European conger)
Lineage: Eukaryota; Metazoa; Chordata; Actinopteri; Anguilliformes; Congridae
Product: WD repeat-containing protein 47-like
Exons: 15
Coding region: 297-3008 (903 amino acids)
Molecular function (GO): protein binding
Source: RefSeq, a predicted model, not a curated record
GCUGUAAAACGCUCAGUGUUAUUUUAAUCAGGGAUCAAUCCGCGUUAUUCCUUUGAACUAAUAUUUAACUAGCAUGUGAUAGAUAUUCAUUAUUCUAUGUUGUGAUGAAGACACUGAAUCACUGAAUUGUCAUUUUGUGACAUUCCUCACGGGACAUGGAUUCAGAGUGUAAUGGGCAGACCAAAAACCACUAGGAGAGCUCCGAUCCAAAUAACAGCAUUCAGCAAAAACAAGUGGUACGGUGAAUAACAUCAAGCCUAAUAUAGUCUCUGCGAGCACUUUAUUAGGCUGACACCAUGACGGCGGAAGAGACCAUCAAUAUCAAGGAGGUGGAGAUCAUUAAAUUGAUCCUGGACUUCCUCAACUCUCGCAAGCUGCACAUCAGCAUGCUGGCUCUGGAGAAGGAGAGCGGGGUCAUCAAUGGCCUCUACUCAGAUGACAUGUUGUUCCUUAGGCAACUGGUACUGGAUGGCCAGUGGGAUGAGGUCCUUCAGUUUAUACAACCAUUGGAGUGCAUGGAUAAGUUUGACCGAAAGAGGUUCCGCUACAUCAUCCUGAAGCAGAAGUUUCUGGAAGCCCUGUGUGUGAAUAAUGCCAUGUCGGCAGACGACGAGCCUCAGCAUCUGGAGUUCACCAUGCAGGAGGCGGUGAAGUGCCUCCACUCCCUGGAGGAGUUCUGCCCCUCCAAGGAGGACUACAGCAAGCUGUGCCUGCUCCUGACGCUGCCCCGCCUCACCGAGCACGCCGAGUUCCGGGACUGGAGCCCCAGCACGGCGCGGGCGCACUGCUUCGAGGAGGCCUGCGUCAUGGUGGCCGAGUUCAUCCCGGCCGACCGCAAGCUGAGCGAGGCCGGCUUCAAGGCCAGCGGCAACCGCCUCUUCCAGCUGCUCAUCAAGGGCGUGCUGUACGAGUGCUGCGUGGAGUUCUGCCAGAGCAAGGCCACGGGCGAGGAGAUCACGGAGAGCGAGGUGCUGCUGGGCAUCGACGUGCUUUGCGGGAACGGUUGCGACGACCUGGACCUCAGCCUGCUGUCGUGGCUGCAGAACCUCCCGCCCGGCGUCUUCUCCUGCGCCUUCGAGCAGAAGGUGCUGGACAUCCACGUGGACCGGCUGGCCAAGCCGGCCAAGGCGGCCUACGCGGACCUGCUCACGCCGCUGGUCAGCAAGCUGUCGCCACACCCGGCCUCGCCCCUGCGCCGGCCCCAGUCGGCCGACGCCUACAUGUCCCGCUCGCUCAACCCGGCCCUGGACGGCCUCUCCCACGGGCUGUCCAAUCAGGGCAAGCGGGCGGCGGAGCUGGGGGGCAAGGCCUCGCCCAUGUCGCACUCCUUCGCCAACUUCCAGUACCCCGGGGCGCCCGGGGCAAGCCGCGGACUGAUGCCCGAGCAGUCGGACUGUCGGCGCAUUUACGAGGAGUCUCCGGAGAGGAUGGGCUCCUCGGUGGACAGGAAGCUGGGUUCGGUGGCCCCCCUCACUCCGCGGCCCUCCUCGGCCCCCGGCGGCGAGGCUCCGGCCCCUGGCUCGUCUGAGAGGAACGAGCUGCGGGACUCCUCAGACCAGUUCCAGGAGUACUACAGGCAGCGUCUGCGCGUGCAGCAGCACCUGGAGCAGAAGGAGCAGCAGAGACAGCUCUACCAGCAGAUGCUCCUGGAGGGAGGCGUCAACCAGCAGGAGGGCCCAGACAGCCAGCACAACCUCACCGACAAGUUCCUCAACCGGUCUAUACAGAAGCUGGAGGAGCUGAAUGUUGGUAUGGAGGAGGUGCAGCCUGUGCGGAACGGGAAGGCAGUGAAUGUGGCCCACGCCCCGGCCAGUGACGUCACUCUGACGCCCGAGCCGGGGAAGGCGCCGGACAGCGCCGAUGUGGUCAGCAGCACCCCCCACAGGGCCGGAGGGCGUGGCAUGCCCCCCCUGGACGAGUCGCCUGUCCUGGUCUCACAGAGUGUGCAGAAGGACAAAGUCGCAGAGCCGAUUGACACAGGAUGCUCUCCUACACGGACAACUCUGUCUCAGGAGGGGGACAAGCCCAAGGCUCAGUUUGUGGCCAUCAACACACUGGAGGACACGCAGGCCGUGCGGGCUGUGGCCUUCCACCCCACGGGGACUCUCUACGCCGUGGGCUCCAAUUCAAAAACACUGCGGGUCUGUGCUUAUCCGGACGUGCUCGACACCAGUGGGUCAGAGUGCAUUAAGCAGCCAGUCGUUCGCUUCAAGAGGAACAAGCAUCACAAGGGCUCCAUAUACUGCGUAGCCUGGAGCCACUGCGGCCAGCUGCUGGCUACCGGCUCCAACGACAAGUACGUCAAAGUGCUGCCCUUCAACGCUGACACCUGCAAUGCCACAGGCCCAGACCUGGAGUUCAGCAUGCACGACGGCACCAUCCGAGACCUGGCCUUCAUGGAGGGCCCGGAGAGCGGGGGGGCCAUUCUGAUCAGCGCCGGCGCUGGAGACUGCAACAUCUACACCACCGACUGCCAGAGGGGCCAGGGUCUGCACGCGCUCAGUGGGCACACAGGUCACAUCUUGUCCCUGUACACCUGGAGUGGCUGGAUGAUCGCUUCGGGCUCCCAGGACAAGACGGUGCGGUUCUGGGACUUGCGAGUACCCAGCUGUGUACGGGUGGUGGGGACGACCUUACAUGGCACAGGCAGUGCCGUGGCGUCUGUAGCGGUAGACCCCAGCGGGCGGCUCUUGGCCACGGGCCAGGAAGACUGCAGCUGCAUGCUGUAUGACAUCAGAGGGGGCAGGAUGGUGCAGACGUACCGCCCCCACACCAGCGAUGUGCGCUCGGUCCGUUUCUCCCCUGGGGCUCACUACCUGCUCACCGGCUCCUACGACAACAAAGUCAUCAUCACUGACCUGCAAGGGGACCUGACCAAGCAGCUGCCCCUGACGGUGGUGGGAGAGCACGGGGACAAGGUGAUCCAGUGCAGGUGGCACACACAGGACCUCUCCUUCCUGUCCUCCUCUGCAGACAGGACAGUCACACUGUGGGCCCACAACCCAUAGGGUCGGUGCAGUGUGAGCACUGGCCAGAAGAAGCACAGUGACCCUCCCCGUCCUCUAACCUCCAUCCCGCACUGACAUUCACCUUCCCCUCCACCAUCCCUUCUCACAUCAACAAACAAGGCCAUCUCAUCCUGCUGGCAAAGGCACAAGGAAGUGGAGUUUGUGUGUGUGUACGUGUGUGUGUACGUGUAUGUGUAUGUGUGUGCGCGCACAUGUGAGUCCACUGUUGUGCUGAUGGUGAUGUCGUCAUUCUGAGCACGUUUAUGCUUCUGUGACUGACUGUUUAAAUUGUACAUAAAGGCCACUCCUGUAAAGUUGAGUGCUAAUUGUUUUCAGCACUAACCUUAAUGCUUUCCUAAACCAUGAAGGACGGCUCGUCAUGUGAACCCACAGCAGAGUAGCUUUGAAUAAAUGGGUGAAAAUUUAAAUCAGACCAUGUUGUGUUAAUCACAUGGCGCCUUGAGAAGAUAGUGUCCAUAGACCGCUACACUCAGUGAGCACUUUAUUCGGUAUUUAUCAGACUUAUUUUUUAGACAUAUUAAGUCCUCUGCUGCUGUAGCCAAUCCACUUACAGGUGGAUAUGUGUUGUGUGUUCAGAGAUGCUCUUCUGCAUACCACUCUUGUAAUGUGUGGUUAUUUGCAUUACUGACACCUUCCUGUCAGCUUCCACCAGUCCAGCCCUUCUCCUUUAACCUAUCAAUAACAAGGCGUUUCUGCCCACAGACCUGCUGCUUACUGGAUGUUUUUUGUUGUUCACUCCAUUCUCUGCAAACUCUAGAGACUAUUGUGCAUGAAAAUCCCAGGAGAUUAUCAGUUUCUGAGAUACUCAAACCACCCUGUCUGGCACCAAAAAUCAUCCCGUGGUCAAAGUCACUUAGAUCACAUUUGUUCCCCAUUCUGACAUUUGGUCUGAACAACAGCUGAACCUCUUGACCACGUCUGCAUGCUUGUAUGCAUUUAGUUGCUGCAACAUGAUUGGCUGAUUAAAUAUUUGCAUUAACAAGCUGAUGUACAGGUCUACCUAAUAAAGUGAUCACUGACUAUAUAGCACUUUAGUUUGUCACAUUUUUAAAAGGCUUGAAACUAAAUUCUGAACAAUGGCAUUGCCCUUUAUUUAGUGCACUGUUUUCCAUGGUGUACUUAAUGGUGUGUGUUUCUGGUUGUGUAAGAAAAGGGUGGUGCGCUGUGACCGGCUGUCAAGUAUGGCCAUAGGUGCUGAUGAAAUGGAAAUGCUUGUUGCUCUAGACUUAUUGGUUCCCAGGCUUCUUUAACGCGAUUCUUUGGAAAGGUGUUAAGGAAGCAUUGUUUUAGUUGAAAUAUCCAUUUUGUGAUUUUAAAGGCGUGCAGUAAGCUAUCAGUUCUCACAAGGCUCCUUUUAAAAAAAGCAUUCUUGCUGAAAUGGUAUGUCAGCUAAAUACCAACAAAGAAUGACAUUUAAUUGCUUUUGGUGGGUCAUUCUGACAUAAAUAAAAACGGAAAGCAACACUUUCGUAUUCAGUUAUGAGUAAUUAGGAAACUAAUGGCAGACCGCCUGUGGUGGCAAAUGUCGGUUAUGCAGUAGGUCUUCAUUUUAAUGGGAGUUUGCCUAUGUAAAAAAAUGACAUUUUACACUAAAUAAAAUGUGGAAAAGAGCAUGGCAUCCCACUGGCAUAUUUGCAAGGAAGAAAAAAAAGAACCCGCUACCUUUUCUCCCGUACUGUUUUAAGUCUGCACUUUCUUUAGGGAACAACAACCACAGUUGAUGUUUCUCACCAAAUUGUACUGAAUGUAAUGCCUAAUAAUUUAUUUUCUUGUAUAAUAUUUUAUGUUUAACUUAAAAACCAAAAUAAAGGGAAUUGUUAUUACAUUA